Molecule: messenger RNA, 1558 nt
Organism: Rubroshorea leprosula
Lineage: Eukaryota; Viridiplantae; Streptophyta; Magnoliopsida; Malvales; Dipterocarpaceae
Source: the annotation of a GenBank genome assembly
AACCCUACUUUUUUUAUAUUUUUGGUUCCUUCUCUAGUUAUUUUUUCUGGCAUUUUCUCUCUCCUUUCUCUCUUCCCAACCAACAACUGCUAAACCGACCCUUUUGAUUUCCCUCUCUCUCCAUGAGAGUUUAGCUUCGUUUCUUUCAAGCAAGACCCAGAAACCAGAAAUCGAAAAUAUACAUGGGAAAGUAUAUAAGGAAGGCGAAGACGGCAGGGGAGGUGGCUGUAAUGGAGUUUGCACAGUCCUCCCUUGGGGUCCGUACCCGGGCUAAAACCCUAGCUCUUCAACGGCUCCAAAAAUCCCUUGCCACUCCAGCUACUGGGUCAGCUCCACUUUCAGCUGGGUCAACCGGUGGCGGGUCUUAUCUUCAGCUGAGGAGCCGCCGGCUUGAAAAGCCUCCGAUUUUGGUCCACCAGGAGUCUAAAAAACAGAGGCAGCAACAACAACAAGGUGGUAACAAGCAGGGGUCAGCGAAAAACCCUAAUUCGAGAACGCGGCUGGCUCAGGGGUCAAGUUCGGUGGGGGAAAAGAAGGGUAAGGUUGAGGUUAAAGAAGAAGAGAUUGCGCAAGGGAAUAAUGAUAGUAAUGAGAGCAAGAACAACAGUAACAACAAGGAUUGGGGUGUUGAGACGUCUUUUGGAGACAAUCUUUUGGACAUUGAUGGUAGAGAGAGGAGCACUAGGGAAUCAACCCCUUGCAGCUUAAUAAGGGACCCAGAAAGCAUAAGAACUCCUGGUUCUACUACUAGGCCUACCAGCUCAACAGAUACUAACAGGAGAGUACAGAAUUCAAUGCAAAGACACAUUCCAACUGCACAUGAAAUGGAUGAGUUCUUUGCUGGUGCAGAAGAACAGCAGCAAAGGCAAUUUGUUGAGAAGUAUAACUUUGAUCCAGUCAAUGAUAAGCCACUUCCAGGACGUUAUGAAUGGGAGAAAGUGGACCCUUAGACAGCUUUAGUGUUCCAUCAGGACUUAGUUUUCCUGCUAAUUCUCAGUUGAUCUUGAACUUAAGAUUUUUCAGCAGGAAUUAGUCUUUGCUGUAUGGGUGGUGGUUUUAUUACCAUUUUCCACCAUCCCUAAUUUACUUGUAAAGAAAGAAUUAGGACUGCUAAAAAAACUGUGUAGACUAAUGGUCUGUAACAUAACAGAGGUAAUGAGUUACACAACAAAUACAAAUCAAAGUCCUUUGUCUAACAGAUCAUUUGAGAAGGGAAAGGGAAAGAUGAAGUAGGUUUAGAGUUAGGAUCAGCAAAUUAGGUUGGUCUAUCUGGUGCAGCAAUUGCUAGAUUUUCUUUUCCUUUUGCACUGUAUUUUCCUCCCCUUUGUCUAUACUUGUACUGAUGGAACUCUAGAAACUCUUUGGAAUAAAAAGAUCCCUUUCCUCUCUCAUAUUGUCUUUUCCUCUUAACAUCUUCUAUGUUAUGCCCUGUUAAUGUUUGGCUUCUUAUCUCCAUGUGAGACAAUGCUACUUCAAUUAACCUAUGAUGAUAGAUUCAUAAUGCUGCCCGUCAUUAUGAUCUGAAGGAACUGUUGUUUAAUAAACUGAUUGGCUAUUU